Benincasa hispida (wax gourd) is the source of this 1066-nucleotide messenger RNA. NCBI's taxonomy places the organism in Eukaryota, Viridiplantae, Streptophyta, Magnoliopsida, Cucurbitales, Cucurbitaceae. The record is from RefSeq and is a predicted model, not a curated record.
AGAGAGAGAGAGAGAAAGAGAGAGUCCGUACAAGAAUGGUUUUUUGAUUGGGGGGUUGGAUAGGGGAAAACUCGGUGAUAUGGAAUUUUGCUCAAAAUUGGUGUUAGUCUCAGGUAUUAGGUCAAAGAAAUGGCUGGGUUCUUCUAUCUAGGAGGGAGAGAAGGCCCACCAAACAAACAAGAAGAAGAAGAAGAAAGAGAACAAAACUUGUUUUUGUACAGAAAUGAUCAAGAGAUCUACAACAAGGGUUUUGAGAUAUGGCCUCAACAAUACAACAACAACAAUCAUCAUCAACAACAGCAACAACCAAAUCCCUCUCUUACAAACCACUUGUCUUUUGGUGUUGGUCCAAGUCGCCGGAGCUUCAUGAUCAACGACCCUUCCGAUGAGCCUUCCAGAUCAGCUUUUACCCUCAUGCGCCCUGCCGCUGCCGCCUUCGCUGCUGCCUCUGCCGCUACUGCUGGCGGCAUGAAUUGUCAAGACUGCGGCAACCAAGCCAAGAAGGAUUGUGCUUAUUUGAGGUGUAGAACUUGCUGUAAGAGCCGAGGGUUUCAGUGCCAGACUCACGUGAAAAGCACGUGGGUUCCGGCUGCGAAACGCCGUGAGAGACAACAGCAAAUUGCUGCCUUACAACAACAGCAACAACAAGAACAGUUUCGUGGUGGUGAGAAUUCCAAAAGACAAAGAGAAACACAAACUGCCGCCGCUGUAACCGCUGCCACCGCUACCGCCUCCGCUUGCCCUCGUUUGCCCUCCAUCACGUCAGGUAAAAAUUGAAAUUUUCUUUCAAAAAUUCCCAAAUUUCGAGACGAUUUUUUUUUUUUUUAAUUUCCUCAAUUUUGAAAAUCCUAAACUGAAAUCUUCCCCAGAAUUUCGUGGAUUUCGUUUUGUUUUUAUUAUUAUUAUUAUUAUUCCAUAUCAUUUGCGUGUAAGAAAAUCUGAGUUUUUUUUUUUUUUUUUUCUUUCAAAUUGUUCAACUGUAGGUAAGUAAAACUGACGAAAAAGUUGUAAGAAAUUAGUUAGAGUUUCGAAAACUUUAUUUUUCUGACAGAUUAAAUACACUGUU